UUUACCAUCAACCCGAUGUGCUUGCGGGAUAGGGAUCUCUGGCGUAUGCGGUGCCCACUGAUAUGCAACUGGGCUAUUGAGUUUCAUUUGCCACAUCGCAUGUGUCGUCAGUUUGGUCUGUUCCAGCCUCACCCGCCGGAAUGGGUGGAUACGGACAAAGCACUUCAUAGGUUGGACAGGAGAAGGCAGCGGAAGAUAAAGGACUGGGACAAGCAUCAUGCUUCGUAUGUUACCCGCUUCCAGCUUUGUGUGGAGGAAGCUCGUAGCAGUGCACGCGCCAAGCUUCGUGAGCAUAGUCCACUUGCUUUUGAUAACUACAUACGAUGGCUUCUUGAAAAUACUUGAGUUGAGAUAUGCCCGCCGGCAUAUAAUGAGGAUAUUCUUGAAGAACCCGUAAACUUUGAGGAUCUAUCAAAGGGGAAGUACAACAAAGAUGUCAGGGUAGG
Messenger RNA from Triticum aestivum (bread wheat), 446 nucleotides. RefSeq names its product serine/threonine-protein phosphatase 7 long form homolog. The transcript is spliced from 2 exons. The record is from RefSeq and is a predicted model, not a curated record. Gene Ontology annotation, biological process: meristem development; meristem maintenance. The coding region runs from base 16 to 345 and encodes 109 amino acids. NCBI's taxonomy places the organism in Eukaryota, Viridiplantae, Streptophyta, Magnoliopsida, Poales, Poaceae.